AUGCCUAAACUAGAAGAGAUUGAGGAUUAUGAAGAUAUUGAUAACCUGGAUAUGGAUCUAGCGGAAGUAGAUCCUUCAUUAAGCACACCGAUUGCUCCAAAGAUCACUCCUACAGUAGUUAGAAGUCAAGAUAUCGAAGAGAAAGCUCUCCAAGACCAAUGGAAAUCAAUGGCUGGCAACACUCAGAAUAAUGCUUCCAAUAACAAAAAUCAGAUCAAUUUUAUUAAUCCAAAAACUGGUCAGGUCGAACGUUCUGCUGGAAUGAGCAAACAAGAUUUACAAGAGAUUAAAAAAUUCCAAAUUUUAUACCCUUGCUAUUUUGAUAAAAAUAGAUCUCACAAGGAAGGUAGACGAGUUCCAAAAGAAUUAGCUGUCGAAAAUCCUUUAGCUAAGACAAUGGCUGAUGCAGCUCGUUCAUUAGGCUUAAUAUGUAUUUUUGAAGGUGAAAAAUGUCAUCCACAAGACUACGGUAAUCCAGGUAGAAUUCGUGUUUUGAUUAAGGAAGAUGGGGAACUUGCAUCCAGCGCUAAUAAUUAUAAAGGUGGUAAAAGACAAGUGAUGAGAGACAUGGCACAAUAUUUACAAAAACAUCCAACAACCAUAGCAGGUUUAAGGGAAAUUCCAUAUGGUCCUGAUUUUGAUGGUGUUGAAUUUAAGGAGAUUCCAAAGGUAAGAGGUUUCCAAAUGAAUAGCAUUGUACCAUUACACAGUCCAUUCUUGAUGGGUCAUCCAAUGACGAAGAGCAUAUAUGAUGCACCACCACCAAGUGCAGCCAUAACUAAUCCUGAAAAACCUAUGAAAAUGCCAAAGAAUAAAUAUAAGGUUAUUAGAAGAUAG
Molecule: messenger RNA, 837 nt
Organism: Maudiozyma saulgeensis
Lineage: Eukaryota; Fungi; Ascomycota; Saccharomycetes; Saccharomycetales; Saccharomycetaceae
Source: the annotation of a GenBank genome assembly